Orbicella faveolata is the source of this 2460-nucleotide messenger RNA. RefSeq lists its product as uncharacterized. Gene Ontology annotation, molecular function: acid-amino acid ligase activity. Gene Ontology annotation, cellular component: cytoplasm. The record is from RefSeq and is a predicted model, not a curated record. NCBI's taxonomy places the organism in Eukaryota, Metazoa, Cnidaria, Anthozoa, Scleractinia, Merulinidae.
GCUUCCUAGACUUCUCAUGUCCGUGUUCCAAGUCAUGUUGAUGGUUUUGACAACUUUUACCCCAGUGACGUUAUUUGGCCUAUAUUCGUGACGGUGAUGACAAAAGUUACAUCAUGAAACUUUCGUUUGCACGUCAAUAUAUUUUCUGUUGUUGUUCUUUCUUCAAGUCGUUAAAAAUAAGGGAAGCGGGAAGAGAAACCGGUUAUAUCUGGUUCGUGCGCUGAAGUUAACUUGACCUCAAAACGUGCGCACUGGAACACACAGCUGGACAUCUAAAUUGUUACAUCCCAAAGGUAUUAAAAAACACUUGAAUGAUAUUUACAAUACACGAGUGCUGGCACAUAGCUUGGACGUGUAGAGCGUUAUUUCCAUGAUCACGGCAUGUUCAUGGCGAAUCUUUUAAAAGUUGUUUUAAUUUUUGUCGGUUUUGUGGUCACUAGAUGUGUUCAUAUUUGGAUCAAAGGUCGUUCAAGUUUCCACACAGUACGGAGUCUGUUAAUUCACUUUCUUCUGAACCGCUUUAUAUAUCUUCUUGGAGCCAAAGCUAAGCGAAAGCUUGAGCAAGACACAAAGAAUUUUCGUCAAGUCCAAGAAAAGUUUUUGUUGAAUAUUCUGGAGAGAAAUUCAGAGACUAAAUAUGGAAGAAAGUACAAGUUUACCCACAUAACGAAUCGGCGCGGGUUUACAGUCAGUCAUCCCAUCACAAAAUACAGUCACUACAAGAGUUUAGUUGAACGGAUUGCCAAAGGAGAGAAGAAUGUUUUGACCAGCCAGGAGCCGUGGAUGUUAGCAGUUACCUCUGGAACAACCGGGAAGAGUUGUCUUAUUCCUAAGACACGUGACAACUCCAAAACAUUCGUAGAAUAUGGAUUUGCAGUUGGUGUUUAUUAUACGAUGUAUAACGUUUUACCACAGGCUGACAACUUACAGAAAUCUCUUAAACUGUUUCAUGCUCCUCAACUAAGGUACUCAGUAGGAGGCCUUCCAAUAGGGCCUUCAACUUUGGCCCCAUCUCUGCACCUCCACGCCCUCUCCACGCCCCGUGUUCACCUUGAUGUCAAGUCUGAGCCCGCGGGACUUUAUAUUCACAUUUUGUUUGCCCUAAGAGAUAGAGACUUGGGCUCGAUUCUUGGCAAUUUUGCAUACUGGAUUCACGGAGUUUUUGUUUUCCUGGAGAAAAACUGGGAGUUAAUGGUGCAAGACGUGGAGAAAGGUGAAAUUAAAGAAGAUCUUGAAAUAACAGAUCGUGUCCGAAGCGAGUUGAAUAAGUUGCUCAAGCCUGAUAAACAAAGAGCAAAUGAACUCAGAAGAGAGUUUAAGAAAGGAUUUGAUGGAAUCGCGAAGAGAAUCUGGCCAAACUUAACACAUGUACAUGGCGUAGUAUCUGGUUCCUCUGAGCUGUAUGCUACUCAGCUGCGGGACCGCUAUCUUCAUGGCGUGCCAUUAUGUUCCACUAUCUAUGGGGCCACUGAAGGAUUAGUAGGAGUCAACUUGUGGCCACUAGACACCAAGCCUUGUUACCUUCUUGUACCUCGAUCAAUGUUUUAUGAGUUUAUUCCACUGGAUCACAGCCAUGAAGAGCAGCCCAAGACGUUGUUUGGUGAAGAGGUUAAAGUGGGUGGUCUGUACGAGCUGGUAGUGACAACUCUCAGUGGUCUUUAUCGAUACAGGAUCGGAGAUGUGGUGAGAGUGGUUCGUUUUCAUAACAGUUGCCCGGUGAUCGAGUUCCAGUACAGACAAGGUCAGAUUCUUAACAUGCGUUCGGAGAAAACGACUGAAACGAUGAUGUACGAGGCGCUUACGAAGGUGCUCCGAGGCACACGCAAGAGGCCUCACCUUGUGGAUUACACAUGCGCGGAGAGCAUUCUGUUGGAUUUUAUACCAAGUAGUAGAGCAGCCAUUGAGGAAACUCUUACCAGGAAAACCCAUGGAAGUCACAGUACCAACAGAAACCACAUAGGGUUUGGAGGAGUCAAGCCAUUCUACGUGAUUUUCGUGGAGCUGAGAGGCUCAAAUGGCCGUGAUGCAGCGGAAAAUGACAUGCUUUCACAAGAGUUGGACGAUGCCUUGUGUGAAGUGAACCCAUUUUACCUGAUACGACGUGAAAACGGCGGCUGUAUUGACAGAAUGAGAGUUUGUUUGGUCCAGCCUGGCACGUUCCAGAAAUUUCGCGAAUUUCUCCUCAAGAUGACACCCACAGCAAUCAAUCAACUAAAGAUUCCGCGAAAACUUACCUCAAAAGAACAACUGCUGUUCUUUGUAAAGAAUUUGUGCACAGAUGGCGCUUAAAAUAUUUGCUUUUUAUAUAAAUUUGAAAAUUGUGAAAAUUUCAUAACGCCUUGGUAAAACGAAGGAAAUGAUGACAGAAGCAGUUAAAGAAUGUUUUUCCAAGCACAGCAAGGCGUUUGUAGGUUGAACUUUGUAAGUAGACUUGGCAUACUGUAUAAUCCGACGUUAAAG